Molecule: messenger RNA, 246 nt
Organism: Pseudozyma flocculosa PF-1
Lineage: Eukaryota; Fungi; Basidiomycota; Ustilaginomycetes; Ustilaginales; Ustilaginaceae
Exons: 4
Coding region: 1-246 (81 amino acids)
Cellular component (GO): mitochondrion
Source: RefSeq, a predicted model, not a curated record
AUGGCCGAAUCGCACGUCGCAUCACUCGAAGAGGCCCAGGCGGCCCGACUGCCGCUGGGAUUCAGGGAUCAGUGCAGCGCGCUGCUCAUCCCGCUCAACAAGUGCCGGAAGCAGACGCUGUACGCACCAUGGAAGUGCGAGGAUGAGAGACACACCUACGAAAAGUGCCAGUACGACGACUUCAUCCGCCGACAGAAGGAGCUCUCGGCGCUCAAGAAGGCCCAGCUGGAAGCCGCCGACGAGUAG